Puccinia graminis f. sp. tritici CRL 75-36-700-3 is the source of this 246-nucleotide messenger RNA. RefSeq lists its product as uncharacterized. Bases 1 to 246 code for a protein of 81 amino acids. Lineage: Eukaryota; Fungi; Basidiomycota; Pucciniomycetes; Pucciniales; Pucciniaceae. The transcript has a single exon. The record is from RefSeq and is a predicted model, not a curated record.
AUGAAGGCUUACGACAGCUUUAUCAAUCCUUCCAAGCUCGACAACUUUGAAGAGGGGAUAUUUUCACACAAUCAAGAUGUUGAUGCUCCUCUCACCUCAAGAGAGGAUGCCUUUACCAACACCCUGUUCAACUUUGACUUAUGGGAGUUGGAUGCUCAGAAAUCCAUCGAUAUGAGCAACAAAAUCGAAAUCGUCAAUGUUGAAAAUGACCCCGAGGAAACCAACUGGGAUCCACAAGAUCUGUGA